AUGACCAAAAGAUCCGACAGUGACAGUGACACCAAUAGCAAUGACAACACACAAAGCAAAAAGCAAAAGGUCAAACUUGACAAGGACUCGUCAAACUUCAAGUUGAUCACCACCUCGACUGGCCCCAGAGUCAGUCAGGCGUGUGACCGGUGCCGAAUCAAAAAAAUCAAAUGUGAUGGGUUAAGACCCUGUCAGAAUUGCUCCAAGAUCAACUUUGAUUGUAAGACCAGUGAUAAGUUGACUAGAAGAGCUUUUCCCAAAGGUUAUACUGAAAAUUUGGAGAACAAGGUUAAACUACUCGAGGAAGAAAACAGAAAGUUGAAAUUAAGAGUGGGUGAUGCUGACGAUGAGCAAAGUCAUUCUCAAACCCCCGUGUCGAUAAAUCCUAACGAGUAUAAUGAUAUGGGCAACUCCCGCAAACAAGUCAUCAUAUCCAAGAAUAAUGCUCGAGUGCAAAUUAAUAAUCCUAUCGACCAGAUUUUCAACUUGGAUAAAAAGGGCAUCAUCAUCGGGAACGAUAACUUGAACUUCGAGUCUCAGUUCAAUCAUUUAUUGAUUAAUUUGAACUUGCCGUUCUUGAAAAUCACCAACAGUCACAACUACUUACUCGAUGACCCCAAUUCAUAUUUGUAUCAUCCGUCUUCUGCCUUGUACAAUCUGUUUCAUAAUCGAGAUUUGGACGUCAUAUACAAUCCGUUGACAUCUCUGAACAAAACUCAUGACUCUUAUUUAGGAGCGGUUUCAAACUUGACCAAUAAUGAGUUACCUAUCGACAUCUACGAUUUGUUCAUUAAGCUUAUCAACAGUUUUAAAAAGAUAUUCAGUAACAAGAAGGAGCUUGACAACCAGAUCACCCUGUUCUUUCUUAACUACAAUAUCUUCAUUCCUAUUUUCGAUUACAAGAAGUUUAUGGAAAGCUAUGAUAAUUUCCAUACCAUGUACCCUUUCAUGUUCACCUAUGAUGAUGCUACAAUUAACGGGUUUAAUUUGCUGAAUAAUGAUUAUAGUGUGGUGAACGAGUACCUUAUGGUGGUGAUUCAGAUUUACGCUAUUAUCAUGAUGAAUAACCCUACUAUCAAUUUAAACUUGCUCUUGAACCAUUCGAGUCCUUACUAUGCCCUCAACAGCAGAUCUUCUUCGAAAAAUAAGAAUAUCAUAAGGUCGUUAUAUGAUUUUCUUCCUUAUUUGAAUGUGUUCCAUGUAUCCAUCAGCCAGUUACAGACUUGUCUUUUGUUCCUUUACUACUCCUUAUUGACCAACAAUAAGGAAAAAUCUUUAGUGUUGUCUUCCUUGAUUAAUGCUUUCAUUGGUGUUCUCGGGAUCAAUUUGAACUCCAAGAACUUGUUCUUCAAUGAUUUAUCAUUGGAUAUUCAGCAAAGGAGAGACAGAGUCAAAAUUUUCUGGGUUUUCAAGGUUCUUUUGAAAUGUUUCAACUUGAAGUUUGGUUUCAAGCCAAGCUUGAACACCACAGUUAUCAAUCCAGUAACCAUUGACAGAUAUUUCCAAUUAACUCCAGAAAAAUUAAGUCUGUUGUUGGAAAGUGAAAUUGCACCUACUGAAGAUGAUGAUGAACAUGUUGAUGAGUUAUUCAAAACGCUCUUGAAACCCAGCAUCGAGUUUUUGAACUUAGUCAAUAUCAUCAUCCCUUCGUCUUUUUCUCCUAACUAUUACCAGUACUUGAAGGGCAGUAAUCACUCCAACAAAAAGAGUCAGCAACAUCAUCCCAAAAAUCUUGACUGGAUCUUAAACGAUGAUGAUGGUGAUGGUAAUGAUGGAAAUUUGAAUUAUAAUUUCAACCAGUUUGUCACCAUUGAUAACAAUUUAGCAGCAUGGAGAGAAUCUUUGAAAACUAAGACGUUGAAUUUGGUGCCUUUAGAGUACAAAAUGAAUCUAUCUAAGAUAUCAUACGACUAUGGAGAUACCAGUUUGUAUCAUUCCAUUAAGAUCAACAAUUUGACGGAUCUUGCAAACACCGGUAUAACGGAAGAGGAGAUGAAUUAUUACUUGGAGAAUGGACUUCCUGAUAUCAGUACAACUGUUAAAAUGAUCCAGAUUCAAUUGAACUUCCAUUAUCUUGUGAUAAGAAGUCUGAACUACCUCAACUUCAUUGUCGAUAAAGAAUUAUCUGCUCAUUACUAUAGUAAGAUUGUGGAGAUUUCUAAGGAACUCUUGGGAUACUUUGUGGUGAUCUUCUCUCAUGUUACACAGGCUGUUGAUGGGGCAAGUGACCCCGCUUUGACUGUAUCUAAAAGUUUCAUUCAUCAUAAUCCACAUAGUACUGGUACAAACCCAGUGAUUUUGGAUAGUUUGGGUAUCGAUGUUGACGAAGAUGGGUUUGUCAUUAAUGAUUUUCUGGCAAAGCGAAGAAGAACCAGCAACCAAGCACCCAGUUUCAGCUUUAAGAGUAAGACGCUUCCUUCAUCUCCGUUCAACUUCAUGCUCAAUGGGUUGUCGAUGACGGUUAUCAACCUCAAGAAAACUAUUCUUUUGCAAAUGCUUUAUAUUCUCAUUUGCUCCAUCAAGUCCAUCAAAAAGAACAACCAAAUUGACUCCUCGUUGAACGACUUAGUGAAUGUGAGUGUGGAUGUUUUUAUCAAGGUAUUUGUGAACUAUCAGUUGAAUUCAAAGAAAAAGAAUAGUACUGGAAUCUCCAAGUUAAAGGAAGAUGAGCUCUACAACAAGUUAAUGAACGACGAGUUAAAGGACCAAAUUUUGAGAGAACAAAGAAUCGAAGAAGAAGAAAAUGAAGAAGAUUAUGUCGACUACCAGCUUGAGUUUGAAAACACAGACUACUUUUCUGGUUUCAACCAGAUCUCUGAAAUAGACUGGGAUGACGAGGAAAUGGAUGAAGAUUUGAAGAUUUUGAAAAUCUUGAAGUUCAUCAAAUAUAAGAUGAACCAAAUCAAAGAGUUGGCAAAAAGAAGACAGAAGUUGAAGCACAAAUUGCAUACUCCAGUAGACGAAACACCAAAAACCACUAAAGCUACCGUCAAACCAGAACCCACUGUUCAGUUCAGUCCACCUCCAUCAAUUCAUAAUUUCUACACCAGUUCCAAUCCUCCAAAAUACCCACCAAAUUUACCCAAAAUCCCUUCCAUUUCCAAGCUUGAUUAUCUUCUCCCGGAAGAUAACUUCCCUACUCACACCAUUGCUGGGAACUUUACCAAAUCCAAGGAUUAUGUGAUUGCGCCAUCAAAAAGAGACGACGAUUUGGUGAAGCGUGAACAAUUAGCCGUGAAUGACUUGAUGAGCCUCAAAAAUGGGCAUGGGUCACCUACUGGUCUAGAAAGUUAUAGGAAAUCAGGGGCUAGCACCAACACAUCUCCCCACUAGAUCAGCUCAUUUUUGUGUACAGUGUUUUCAGAUGAAUGGCACACCCGUAUAAUCUGGAUGUCGCAAUUUGUGUCAUAUGUAUUCAAUAAAUUAUUGCGUUAUCUUUUUGCGUCAUGUUGCGCCAUAUCUCCAA
Molecule: messenger RNA, 3466 nt
Organism: Yamadazyma tenuis ATCC 10573
Lineage: Eukaryota; Fungi; Ascomycota; Pichiomycetes; Serinales; Debaryomycetaceae
Gene: ZCF16
Product: Zcf16p
Biological process (GO): positive regulation of transcription by RNA polymerase II
Molecular function (GO): DNA-binding transcription factor activity, RNA polymerase II-specific; zinc ion binding; sequence-specific DNA binding
Source: RefSeq, a predicted model, not a curated record